AGGUGGCACAUACAAAUGUUGUGCAAUUUCUUGCACCAUUGAGAUGGGGGUGUGGCAAGAGGUUUCCACACAAAUGAGUCUUUCAAUAUGAGUAUCAGUUAGUUUGAGUUUAAUGUUAAUUGCAUGACAAAAUAGAAUUAAGAUUACCAGGAUAACUGGCUGGAAGGUAGAUAGAUGAAAGGAACAUCUUUUAGGUCAAGACUGUCCAUUCAUCAGUUAACAACUUAAGUUACAUCCACUGACAGCCUAUUAAAACUCAGACUACUAUACUUAUCCUCUGUCUAACCAGUCUGUCUAAUUAAUUUAAAAUUAGACAAACUGUUAUUUAACAUUAAACAUUUAUGUAACAUAAACGACUUGAUUCAAGAAUUUGCGAAAUAAAAUUUACACACACACACACACACUACUAAUCGAGCCUACGUUUAAAUUUAAACGAACCGAUUGUCUUUCAUCGAUUACUGGAGCACUUUCCGUUUUACAAAAUUUUUAAUUAUAAUUCAAAACAUAGUCGUUACAAUGUCUGUAUUUUAAUCGAUUUUUUUAACGAAUAUCGUCAGCUGCACCAGCUGAUGGUUAUUAUUGAUUAGUGGAUCCGGGAGCUAGCCGUUUAUAAAUCUGCACACCGGGGAACUGAAAGGAUGGUCUGCUGCAUGUUUGCGAUUAGUUGGGGGGGAAGGAAAAAAAAAAAGUAUAUAGAUAGUUACCACAGUAGCUUGCACUUUUAAAAGCCUUUUAAUCUUAAAAAUGCCUCCGAGAAAGGCACCUGUAAUUAAUGCAAUCUCUCCGGAAGAAAGUCUUUCUCCAGCCACCGAUGAAAUUACUAACAAGAAAAAGACCAAGACGGCCGAAGAGGCUAAACCUGAUGUCGGGAACCCCACAAACGCGGCAGCCGUGCGGAAGAUGUCUGCCCAUCCAUCUACGCUGGAGAUGGUUAAAGAGGCGCUUAAGGCACAGGAUUCCCGUAAAGGAUCAUCCGUCCAAGCCAUACGAGGCUACAUACUGGAGAAAUACCCCUCAGUGGACGCUGUCAGGCUUAAGCACAUGCUGCGCAAGGCCUUAAUUAAAGGGCUUGAAGGCGGAGUGCUGGUUAGACCCCCGAACUCCUCAGCGACUGGUGCACAAGGGAGGUUCCGGCUUCCUGUGAAAAACAAACCGAGAGACCCCAAAGAGUCAAUGGAGAACUCUGAUCCCAGUGGCAGAAAGGCUUCCGAAACUAGGGCUCCUGUGAAGAAGGUGAAGGGAAAAGCAGAAGGAUCUGACAAGCCGAAGCCUGCAACAAAGAAACCAAAGGCCAAGCGCUCAAAGGAUUCAGUGUCUCCAGAAGACUCUGGCUCCAAGGUGGUUCCUGUUAAGAAACCUAAAGCCAAGAAGCCUGCUGGAGAAGAGAAGCAGGAGGACAAGGUGCUGAAACCAGUGCAGAUCCCACCUAGUGAGGCUAGGGAGGACCGUGGUGCACAUGCAGGCAGAAACUCUAAACGUGGAAAGACGAAGUAACGUUUUGCUAUGUUGGGUUAUUUGUAUUUUAUAUUCUAACUGCACUUUUGAAUAAACUUCUAAACCUGA
Brienomyrus brachyistius is the source of this 1563-nucleotide messenger RNA. Its product is annotated as protein B4. The coding region runs from base 745 to 1494 and encodes 249 amino acids. Gene Ontology annotation, biological process: nucleosome assembly; chromosome condensation; negative regulation of DNA recombination. NCBI's taxonomy places the organism in Eukaryota, Metazoa, Chordata, Actinopteri, Osteoglossiformes, Mormyridae. Gene Ontology annotation, cellular component: nucleosome; nucleus. Gene Ontology annotation, molecular function: nucleosomal DNA binding; structural constituent of chromatin; double-stranded DNA binding. The transcript has 5 exons. The record is from RefSeq and is a predicted model, not a curated record.